Molecule: messenger RNA, 5144 nt
Organism: Anoplopoma fimbria (sablefish)
Lineage: Eukaryota; Metazoa; Chordata; Actinopteri; Perciformes; Anoplopomatidae
Product: protocadherin alpha-C2-like
Exons: 2
Coding region: 1-2460 (819 amino acids)
Biological process (GO): homophilic cell-cell adhesion
Cellular component (GO): plasma membrane
Molecular function (GO): calcium ion binding
Source: RefSeq, a predicted model, not a curated record
AUGGCGCUUGUCGUUGCACCAGUACGGACACAUUGUACCGCGACGGUUUUUACAUUCAUUGCACUGUGGGGGUGCGCGCUCUCCAUCACCCGGUACUCGAUCCCGGAGGAGAUGGAGGAGGGCUCCUUUGUUGCCAACCUGGCCACAGAUCUGGCUCUGGACGUUCGCAGUUUGGUGCAGCGCAGCGCGAAGCUCGAUGUCAUUCACAGCAAGAAUUACCUUGACAUCAACAAAGAAACCGGAGAGCUGGUGAUCCGCGAGAAGAUCGACCGGGAGAGCAUUUGCAUGACCAAAGCGACCUCGUGCUUUCUGAAAAUGGAUGUCAUACUAGAGAACCCCAUUCGCAUCUUCAACCUCGAGUUAGAAAUCAUGGACAUAAACGACAACGCGCCCGUGUUCCGCAGGAGGACAAUGCACUUGGACAUCUCGGAGGCAACCCCUCCCGGUGAGCGCUUUUCAUUGACAAACGCCGUGGAUGCGGAUGUGGGGGCGAACUCCAUCAAGACCUACUAUCUCAGCGAAAGCAAGUACUUCAACAUCGAUAUACAAACUGGCAGCGAUGGCUCCAAAUAUGUCGAUUUGGUGCUGAACGGUCAGUUGGACCGGGAGGAGCACACGGUUCAUAAUUUGAUUUUAACGGCUGUGGAUGGAGGGGUGCCUCCCCGCUCCGGCACAGCCAGCAUCGUUAUUAACGUGCUGGACAUCAAUGACAACGCCCCCCUCUUUAGUCAGCCGGUAUUCGCAGUCAAUGUCUCUGAGAACGCGGCUGCGGGCACGGUGGUCAUGACCUUAAACGCAACAGACUUGGAUGAAGGCACAAACGCUCAGCUAGUGUAUUCUUAUACACUGUACACCUCGGAGAAGACCCAAGAGCUCUUCUCGCUAGAUCCGAACACAGGUGAGAUCAAGGUGAAGGGGGUGAUCGACUAUGAGGAGAGCCAGAGCUUUGAGAUGCACAUACAGGCCCAGGACAGGGGGGUGAACCCCAAGACGGGACACUGUAAAGUCAUGGUGUACGUCACAGAUCUGAAUGACAACUACCCCGAGGUGACCAUAAAGUCUGUGAAAAGUUCACUGACUGAGGACGUCUCCGUGGGGACGCUGAUAGCGGUGGUCAGCGUCAGCGACAGGGACUCUGGAGCCAACGGGCAAGUGGAGCUCAAGUUGAAUCGGCAAGAAUCUUUACCGUUCCUCCUGAACAGAUCCUCAGAGGGUUACUUUGAGCUGCUGGUCUCAAAGCCACUGGACAGAGAGAUCAUAAGCAAAUAUGACAUCACACUGAGGGUGAGGGACAAAGGUUCGCCACCCUUAUCUGAAAACGAAACCAUCACUUUGGAGAUCCUGGACGUCAACGACAACGCGCCCGCCUUCUCCCAGUCCUUCUACACAAUCCACGUCGUGGAGAACAAUCUACCAGGGGCGUUAUUGACAUCUCUUAGUGCGUUUGACCCCGAUCUCAACGAGAACCAGUACUUGGUCUAUUUCAUAAUGGAGAAAGAGAUUGUUAACACGUCAAUGUCAAUGCUGUUCUCCAUCAACCCUGAGAAUGGUGAUCUUUAUGCCCUGAAGACCUUUGACUAUGAGAGGGAGAGGGAUUUCCUCUUCCACAUCGAGGCUAGAGACUCUGGCGUGCCACCGCUGAGCAGUAAUGUGACAGUUCACAUCAUCAUCCUGGACCAGAACGACAACACCCCUCUCAUAGUGUCACCUUGGCGGGCGCAGGGCUCCGUGGUAGAGGAGGUGAUACCGAGGUCCACGGAUAAGGGGCACUUGAUCGCCAAAGUGAUCGCCAUCGACGCCGACUCCGAGCAGAACGCAAGGGUCACAUAUCAGCUCCUGCAGGUCAGCGACGCAACCCUGUUCAGCCUGGAUCAGUACAACGGUGAGAUCCGGACCACAAGGAUGUUCAGUUACAGAGACCCGAGACAGCAGCGGCUGGUGAUUGUCGCCAAAGACAACGGCCAGCCCGCCCUCUCCGCCACGGUCACCAUCAAGAUAUCAACAGUGGAACACGUCAUGUCCUUCUCAGAGACCACAGAGCUGCCGCUAGAGUAUGACGUCUUCACAGACCUGAACCUGUACUUAGUAAUCGGAUUAGGGGCUGUGUCAUUCCUGCUACUGAUAACCAUCCUGGUUAUCAUUGUGCUGAAGUGUCAAAAACCAAAGCCAAAGGCCUUCAAGAUGCCCCCCGCCAACAGAAACAGCGUGGUCAGCAGGAACAGCGUGAUCAGCCAGAGAAGCUCCACCAUCGCAGAUUCCACCCUGAUCUCCAGCGAUGCCUACUGGUACAGUUUGUUCCUCGCCGAGACCAGGAAAGGCAAAGUGGUGGUGAGACAACCCAUAAUUCCAAAAGGAGCUGGGUAUUUUGUGUCCAGUAUACCCAGGAGCAUAGGGCCGAGUGAGACCACAGACUCCAGAGCAUCCACACUGGAGCAGGAGCCCAGAAGAGAACUGCCAUGAUAUAAUCACCUCUUCAUGGGAGUCUCUGGCUGGAAUUCUUCCCUGUGACUCACAAAGAAGAUGUAAAAAACAUCUGUCCUCCCUCAGUCCCUCCUCUCCAACUUGUUCUCUCUCUCUCUAGCGAAUACAAACAUCGACCACGAACCACCUCAGCUUUCUACCUUUUUUUCUCUCUUAAGCAUGGAUCUGCAUGGUUCUACAACAUUCAAAAAUAUUUGGACAUAGGAUUGAAGUAAUUCACGGCAGUAUAUUUGGACAUUCCUAGAGUUUCCUCAUGUAGUAAAUCAUUCCUACCUUAACGCUUUGAAACUCCUCAGUGGACAUAUUUGCCUUCUCUCCAGGGUUUACUGUGUGCUGUAGUUCUAGAAACCAUCAGUAGCUCAACACAUACGUAAGUCGCCAUCAUGCAACCUUUUCUAAGCAAGAGCUCGAAAACACGCCUAUUCACAAAUACACGUCUGAAUCAGGGUGAAUAUGAUUCUUCCGUAAAAGCUGAUAAAUGCUGAAUUGUAGCUGGUUAAGUCACUGAUUCAGGCUUUGCACUCGGUGUUGAUCUUUUCUGAGUAAUAAUUUCUACCGUAUUAUGGUUCUUGCUUUUCAGCGAGGGUCACAGUGUCAACUAGUAUCUUGCCGAUAAAAUAAUUAAUGAUCUGACAUAGUUUGUUUUUUUACAAUGUUUGUUGUACUCAACAGUGAUGAAUGUGUGAUGAUGACAAAAAAAGAAUGAAAGAAAAGAAAAUGAAAAUGAAAAACAAAAACAUAGGAGAUACAUUGUUUCUCAUUUUAUUUGAUUGUAGAUACUGUAGUUCUAUUGAAAUUAAGAUGAGGUCAGAGAGGUCUCACUAACAUCAGGUGUACAGUUCAUACCUUAUAGACAUCUGUGCUGUUAUAUCUGAUUGGACACACCGUUAUCUGGCUGUAUUGUGGAGCCACGAAUUACAGUGAGCAAGGGUGAAUGGGGGAGGUGUGUCCUCAUCAAUUUUGCAUUCAGAGACUCUAUGACAUCACAAAAUGGAGGGUGUGGUGAAAGUGGGCAACAUGUAAAACAUUCAAACAUGACAAACAGGGUCAAAUGUCCAUUCCACUUUCUAUGUAACAAGAGUAUUUCUUUUCAAAUUUAUAAGCUAUUAUCGUCGCAAUCUAAUUCCUGCGGAUACAUCUGGCAAUCCAAAUAUUAACUGCAAUCAUGCAUUACACACAGUGAAGAUCAUGUUCAAUUUAAAAGAAAAUACAAUGACAGCGGAAAAUUUGAAAAAAAUAUUUUGUAAUGAUAAAUACUCUGUUUAUUGAAAAGAUUUAAACUAUCAAAAUGUAUUGAUCUUUGCCAUGGUACAAGGGGGGUAAACGGUACAGGCAAGGUAUUGUUUUAUGAAUAUUCAUGUUUUUAUAGAUAUUUAUGUAUUUAACUUUUAAUGCUGCUUUCGUGAGCUUCUUCAAGGGCAUUUUGUGUUGCAUAUUUGUAGUUUGGUGCAUAUGAUGUUGUUUUAAUAGCGUACAUAUACGUUACAAUUGAAACUAGAGUACUUUUCUUGACCUCAAAAGGUAGCGCUGUUGCACUACUAGUGAAGCCCAGGACUUUCAUUUCUCAGAAACAAGGAGCUCAUUAGGACCACUUAUUAGGGUGCUAAAUGAUAGAGCCUAAUUGGGUGAGGCAAGGAAACGGGAUUGGGAGAAGGAGAGCACGGUGCUAAUUAUAGUUCGCAGUAUUCUAGAGCUGACUCUGCAAGAUAAAACUAAAUAUGAACACAUAGGCGGUGCAUAAGAAGUAUUAAGCAGAUGACAGCACUCUGAAAUAUGCACCGGAUCUAAAUGUGAUCGCAGCAUUCACUCAGCAAAUGCAGCAGAGAGAGAAUAUUUCUAGGUGUAUCAAGCUACAUAUUCUGAGUCAGUGAAAUCUAACCUCCCUCUCUCUAUCUCUCUUAUCCUCUCCCGCUGUUGCCUGGUGCUGGUGGUGCACAGGGCUUCCCAGACAUAAACACAGCUGUCUGUCGCACUAAAGAUGUCACUUAAUGAGGGAUCUCUUGCUGUGGAGUACAUGUUAUGUGUGCAAUCAACGCCUGAACCGGUUUAAUCCAACAGUGUUACUAGAAUUAAUGAAUUGCACAUAUGAUGAGCUCCUUGCGUGCCUUCUGCAUUGUUAAAGGUAAACGUGACUGUUGAUGAAUGAAAUAAUGGCAUGUCAUGCAAUAUUACAAAUUACAAAAAUGACAAUAACCCAAUGAUGAAAUACCUUGAAUUGCUAAGGCGUUGCUGGAUGGAGGGCUCAGCCAUUUGGUUUCAUGUUCUACUGAGAAACGGUAAAUGCAUUUACUGUAAAUUGAACUGCUUUAUACUUUGUGUUUUUUAUACAGUAGACUUUUUUGAUAUCUUCUGUAUUCACUGUGAUCAAAUGGCACAGGAGGUGCUCGUGCUUGGUAUAGUAAAAGUGCGUUCUUUUUUUUUCCAUCGGUGUACCACGCUCAGUUUUCUUUUCCUCUGCCAAUUUGCCAGUCAGAUUGUACAGUACGCUUCGGGAAUUGAAUCAAACUCAAUCCAGUUCCAAUCCCAUUUAGUGGAUCAAAGACAGUAUGGGAGAGAAUGGUCUUGCUUUAUUUUUCAAGUCUAGUUAAUUGUCAAACUUUUGAUGUUGCUUAUUUGGCUUAAAUGUUCUGCCUGAUCAUGCUAGUUUGAAUAAAGCUUUUUAA